This is a messenger RNA of Sinocyclocheilus anshuiensis, 7826 nucleotides long. Its product is annotated as fibrillin-1-like. Gene Ontology annotation, molecular function: calcium ion binding. The record is from RefSeq and is a predicted model, not a curated record. NCBI's taxonomy places the organism in Eukaryota, Metazoa, Chordata, Actinopteri, Cypriniformes, Cyprinidae.
GCGGAAUGAGCGCUGAUGCAGUAACGCAGCCGCUGCGUUUUGUGUCGCACCUCUGAGCCGCUUUACGCUCUUUUUCUCACCCUGACAACUUUCACCAGGCACUUUACAGUCUUUACCAGCGCACACUUACUGGAGGAGACGUCAUCUUCAUCUUCUUCAUCAUCUGCGGGAGCAGGAGCGCGAGCAGAAUGAGGCGGCUGCUUGUGCUCGCGGCGGGAAUCUCAACGCUCGCGUCGCUGUGUGUAUCAGCGCAGACGCUCGACGCAGACGCAGGCGCAGACAGAGCCGCGGAGCAGCCGAGAACGAACCGAUCGAAGCGUCGCGGCGGCGGCCAGGACGUGCUGAAGGGGCCGAAUGUGUGUGGAUCCCGUCAUCAUGCGUACUGCUGUCCCGGAUGGAAGACCUUGACCGGAGGGAACCAGUGCAUCGUCCCUAUUUGUCGCAGCCCCUGCGGAGACGGCUUCUGCUCCAGACCCAACAUGUGCACCUGUCCGAGCGGCCAGAUCGCUCCCACCUGUGGAUCCAAAUCAGUCCAGAACUGUAACAUCCGCUGCAUGAACGGCGGGUCGUGUGCGGAGGACCAGUGUCUGUGUCAGAAGGGAUACUCCGGAGCUCACUGCGGCCAGCCGGUGUGUGAGUCCGGCUGUCUGAACGGAGGCCGAUGCGUCGCUCCAAACCGCUGCCUGUGUAACUACGGCUUCACUGGAGCUCAGUGUGAGAGAGAUUACAGGACGGGGCCAUGUUUCGCGUCGGUCAGUAACCAGAUGUGUCAGGGUCAGCUGACGGGAAUCGUCUGCACUAAGACGCUGUGCUGUGCGACGGUGGGACGGGCCUGGGGUCAUCCGUGUGAGCAGUGUCCAGCACAACCGCACCCUUGCCGCCGCGGCUUCAUUCCCAACCACCGCUCAGGGGCCUGCCAGGAUGUGGACGAGUGCCAGGCCAUUCCUGGACUCUGUCAGGGGGGAAACUGUGUGAAUACUGUGGGCUCAUUUGAGUGCAAAUGCCCUGCUGGACACAAGUUCAACGAAAUUACACAGAAAUGUGAAGACAUUGACGAGUGCUCUCAGAUCCCGGGCCUGUGCAGUGCAGGUCAGUGCUCCAACACCAUAGGCAGCUACUUCUGCAGGUGUCCGGUGGGCUUCGACACGGCGCUGGACGGCUCGCGCUGCAUCGACGCUCGGACGGGCUUCUGCUACGCUAACAUCGUGAGCGGGCGCUGUGCUAACCUGCUGCCGCAGCGUAUGUCCAAGAGCCAAUGCUGCUGUGAGAACAGAGGAUGCUGGUCCGGAUCCAGCGUCCCAGAGAUGUGUCCCAUCCGCGGAACAGAGGAGUAUCAGAUACUCUGUCUGUAUAGUCACACGGUUCCUGAUCCAGACCGACCAGAUCUGAUUCCGCUUCCGGGUCCAGGUCCGCUUCCGCUUCCGGGUCCUGGUAUUGGUCCUCGUCCUGUUCCUGGUCCUGGUCCGGGUUUUCCCGAUGACCCACGAGAUCCUUACCCUCGUGAUCCGAUACCUUUGCCGCCCACAUCUGUUGACCUUCCCUCCUUCACCAUCAGACCUGUCAUCCUGUCUCAGAACUUCAGCAUCAGGAACAUGUGCGAGGCGUUUCGUAACCUGUGCAUCAACGGCCGCUGCGUGCCGACGCCAGGCAGCUACCGCUGCGAGUGCAACAUGGGCUACCGGCUGGACGGCCGCGGCGAAUGCAUCGAUGCGAACGAGUGUGAGCGGAGCCCCUGUGUGAACGGGGAGUGUGUGAACACCCCUGGAUCCUAUUACUGCCAGUGUCCCACCGGAUUCCAGAGCACGGCCACCAGAACCGAGUGUCGAGAUCUGGAUGAGUGUGUGGCCAACGGUCGCAUCUGCAACAACGGCCGCUGCGUCAACACGGAGGGCAGCUUCCACUGCGUGUGCAACGCCGGCUUCGAGAUCUCAGCUGACGGAAGGAACUGCCAAGACACUGAUGAGUGUUUGAUAAGGAACAUCUGUCUGAACGGCAUGUGCAUCAAUGAGGAUGGCAGCUUCAAGUGCAUCUGCAAACCUGGAUACUUGUUAGAUGGUACUGGACGGUUCUGUGUGGAUGUGGACGAGUGUGAGGUUCCUGGCAUGUGUAUGAACGGUCGCUGCGUCAACACCGAGGGAUCGUUCCGCUGCGAGUGUAUGCCGGGACUCGCCGUGGGGCUCGACGGACGCAUCUGCGUAGGUGAGUGCAGCCACAGUUCAGACGUGGACGAGUGCUUGAGUAACCCGUGUGUGAACGGCGCGUGUAAGAACAGCGCCGGGUCGUUCGUGUGUCUCUGCUCCGCGGGAAGCAUUCUGGACAGCUCAAGAACUCUGUGUGUGGAGACCACUAAGGGCACGUGUUGGCUGAAGAUGGUGAAUGGACCGUGUGAGGUUAACAUUAACGGAGCGACGCUGAAGUCUCACUGCUGUGCUACGCUGGGGGCGGCCUGGGGCUCGCCGUGUGCCAAAUGUGUACCAGAUCCGUUCUGCUCUAAAGGUUACGCGCGAGUGAAGGGGACCAUCUGUGAGGAUGUGAACGAGUGUGACGUGUUUCCCGGCAUCUGCAUCAAUGGGAAGUGUGUGAACACAGACGGGUCGUUCAUCUGCCAGUGUCCCAGUGGGAUGACGGUGGACUCCACUGGAAGGACCUGCGUUGACCUGCGGACGGAGCUGUGUUACCUCACACACGUCGACGAGCGCUGCGGCGCUCCGAUCCCGGGCCGGCACCGUGUGGACGCCUGCUGCUGCUCCGUGGGUGUGGCCUGGGGCCCGGAGUGCGACGAGUGUCCGGAGAAGGGAACGCCGGAAUACACCCAGCUCUGCCCUCGGCCCGGAUUCUCCCACCGCGGAGACUUCAUCAACGGCAAACCCUUCCUGAAAGAUAUAAACGAGUGUAAGAUGAUCCACAGCUUGUGCACAAACGGCCGCUGCAGGAACACCAUCGGUAGCUUCCGCUGCAGGUGCGACAGCGGCUUCGCUCUGGACUUUGAUGAAAGGAACUGCACAGAUAUCGACGAGUGCCGCAUCUCUCCUGAUCUGUGCGGUCACGGCACGUGUGUGAACACAGCCGGGGAUUUCCGGUGCGAUUGCUUCACUGGAUACGAGAGCGGCUUCAUGAUGAUGAAGAACUGCAUGGAUAUCGAUGAGUGUGAGGACAGUCCUGACAUCUGUCACGGCGGUCAGUGCACCAACAUCCCCGGGGAAUUCCAGUGCCUGUGUUUCGACGGCUACAUGUCAAAUCUUUAUGUAAAUGUGUGUGUGUGUGUGUGUGAUUUAGAUAUUAACGAGUGUGAGAUCGGCGCUCAUAACUGCGACGGACACGCGAGCUGUACGAACACCGCCGGCAGCUUCAGAUGCAGCUGCGCUCCGGGUUGGAUCGGGAACGGGAUCAGAUGCACAGAUCUGGACGAGUGUUCUAACGGGACGCACCUGUGCAGCCCCAGCGCAGACUGCAUGAACACCAUGGGCUCCUACCGCUGCCUGUGCAAAGAGGGAUUCGCGGGAGACGGCUUCUACUGCGUCGACACGGAUGAGUGUGCGGAGAACGUGAAUCUGUGUGAGAACGGACACUGUCUGAACGUCGCGGGUGGAUACCGCUGUGAGUGUGACAUGGGCUUCAUCCCCACCGCAGACGGGAAAGCCUGUGAAGACAUAGAUGAGUGCACGUUUGCAGACAUCUGCGUGAACGGCCGCUGCCGCAAUAUCCCGGGUCUGUUCCGGUGCCUGUGUGACCCCGGGUACGAGCUGGACCACAGCGGAGGAAACUGCACAGAUGUGAACGAGUGCACCAGCCCCACCUCCUGCAUCAGCGGCCUGUGCCGGAACACGCCGGGCAGUUACAUCUGCACCUGUCCGCCGGACUUCGAGCUUAACCCCACUGGAGUUGGUUGCGUCGACACUCGCUCUGGAAACUGCUAUCUGGAGGUGCGAUAUCGCGGCGAUUUCUCCGACAGUCUGGACUGCUCGACCGAGAUCGGAGUGGGAGUUUCCAAAGCGUCCUGCUGCUGCUCUCUGGGUCAGGCCUGGGGGUCACCCUGCGAGACCUGUCCGCCGCUCAACUCCACGGCGUACAGGAUUCUGUGUCCUGGAGGAGAAGGAUUCCGACCCAAUCCCAUCACUGUGAUACUAGAGGAUAUCAACGAGUGUCAGGAGCUGCCUGGUCUGUGUCAGGGAGGAAACUGCAUCAACACGUUUGGCAGUUUCCACUGUGAAUGUCCGAAAGGUUUUGCACUCAAUGAAGACACCAGGAUCUGUGAAGAUGUGGAUGAGUGUGAGCGUCCCGGCAUCUGUGGUCCGGGUCAGUGUUACAACACCAUUGGGAACUACACCUGCAUCUGCCCUCCGGAGUACAUGCAGAUCAACGGAGGAAACAACUGCAUGGACAUGAGGAAGAGCUUGUGCUACAGGAACUACUACUCUGAUAACGCCACAUGUGAUGGAGAGCUGACCUUCAAUAUGACCAAGAAGUUCUGCUGCUGCUCAUACAACAUCGGCCGGGCCUGGAAUAAACCCUGCGAGAAGUGUCCCGUCCCCAGCACCAAUGAGUUCGCUGUGCUGUGUGGAAGUGAGAGACCUGGAUAUUUCAUUGACAUUUACACCGGCACGUCAUUGGUAAACACACAGACACACUCAAAGAGUAUCAACAUGAUCGGCAGUUUCCGCUGUGAAUGUCCGAUGGGUUUUGUCUAUAAUGACAAGUUGCUGAUCUGUGAGGAUAUUGACGAGUGUCAGAACGGGCCGGUGUGUCAGCAGAACGCCGUCUGUCUGAACGUUCCUGGAAGUUUCCGCUGCGAGUGUAAACCUGGAUACCGGCAAACUCCCACCCAGCAGUGUGUCGAUCGUAAUGAGUGUGCUGAGAAUCCAAACAUCUGCAGUCCUGGUCAGUGUAUUGACAUGGUGGGUAGUUACCGCUGCAUCUGCCCCAACGGCUUCAAAUCCACACCAGACCUGUGUAUCGAUGUGGACGAGUGCGAGCGUCAGCCGUGUGGAAAUGGAACCUGUAAGAACACUGUGGGCUCCUACAACUGCCUGUGUUACCCAGGAUUCCAGCUGUCACACAACAACGACUGCAUCGACACAGACGAGUGCACGUCGCUCCGGGGCUUGUGUCGGAACGGAAACUGCAUCAACACGGUGGGCUCGUUUGUGUGCGUGUGUCUAGAUGGGUAUAAACUCUCUCCUGAUGGCCGGAUGUGUGUGGACAUCAACGAGUGUUUGAUCAGCCCCGGCACCUGCGGUCCGGGAACGUGCCAGAAUCUGGACGGCUCCUACAGGUGCAUCUGUCCUCCUGGAUACUUCCUGCAGAACGACAGGUGUGAAGAUAUCGACGAAUGCUCUCAGACGGCAGAGAUCUGCAUCUUUGGCAAGUGUGUGAACACGCCAGGCAGCUUCAGGUGCGAGUGUCCGGAGGGAUUCCAGCUGUCCUCGACCGGAAAGAGAUGUGUGGAUAUUCGUGUGAAUUAUUGUUUCACUAAGUUCGAGAGCGGACGCUGUCAGGCUCCGAAGCCCUUCAACACAACUAAAGACUCCUGCUGCUGCAGCGUGAUGCCGGGUCAGGGAUGGGGCGACCCGUGUGAGAUCUGCCCCUCUCCAGAGGAGGAGGCAUACAAAGCUCUGUGUCCUGCACCUGGUAAAAUGCUCACUGUACACGACACGACUGUGGAUGUGGACGAGUGUUCAGAAAACCCCGGCAUCUGCAGGAACGGCCACUGCAUCAACACCGACGGGACGUUCCGCUGCGAAUGCCCCUUCGGAUACCGGCUCGACUUCACUGGGAUCAACUGUGAAGACACGAACGAGUGUGAGCUGGGGAACCCGUGUGGGAACGGCUCCUGCACAAACGUGGAGGGAGCGUUUGAGUGCAGCUGCGACGAGGGGUUCGAGCCCGGACCCAUGAUGACCUGUGAAGAUAUCAACGAGUGUUCCCAGAAUCCCCUGCUGUGUGCGUUCCGCUGUGUCAACACGGUGGGCUCGUACGAAUGCAAAUGUCCAGCAGGAUACGUGCUGAGAGAAGACCGCCGGAUGUGCAAAGAUCAGAACGAGUGCGAGGAGGGUCUGGAUGACUGUGCGUCCAGAGGAAUGACCUGUAAGAAUCUGAUCGGCACGUACAUGUGCAUCUGCUCGCCGGGAUACACCAGACAGCCCAACGGAGACAGCUGCGUGGAUCUGAACGAAUGCACGGCCAAACCGGGCAUCUGUGAGAACGGCCGCUGCGAGAACACGGUGGGCAGUUACCGCUGCGUCUGCGAUCAGGGCUUCAGUCCCAGUCCCAGCAGGACCGAGUGCAUCGAUAACCGUCAGGGCUUCUGCUUCCUGGAGGUUCUGCAGACCAUGUGUCAGAUGAGUUCCAGCAGUCGCGUCAGCGUUAGGAAGUCCGAGUGCUGUUGUGACGGGGGCCGAGGCUGGGGGCCCAACUGUGAGCUCUGCCCGCUGCCCGGGACCACUCAGUACAAGAAGAUGUGCCCGCUGGGCCCCGGAUACACCACCGACGGCGAGGAUAUCGACGAGUGUAAGGUGAUGGGGAAUCUGUGCAAGAACGGCCAGUGUCUGAACACGCUGGGCUCCUUCAGCUGCGUCUGUAAACCCGGAUACACCACUGACAUCAGCGGCACGCAGUGCGUGGAUGUGGACGAGUGUGUUCAGGCUCCUAAACCCUGUAACUUCAUCUGUAAGAACACGGAGGGCGGGUACCUGUGCUCCUGCCCGCGAGGAUACGUGCUGCAGGACGAUGCCAAGAGCUGCCGGGAUCUGGAUGAAUGCGCCACCAAACAACACAACUGUCAGUUCCUGUGUGUCAACACCAUCGGAGGAUUCACCUGCAAAUGCCCAACGGGAUUCACACAACACCACACGGCCUGCAUCGGUGAGAACACACACACACUCUCACACACACACACUCACACACACUCGCACUGUGUGUGUGUGUGUGCGUGUGUGCGUGCGUAUGUGUGUGUGUGUGUGUCUCUGUCUCUCAGGCACUGUCUGUCGGGCGCGGGGCUGUCGGCCGGUGGAUCUCCUCACACUCCCGCCGCUGAUGGAGACGAGAACGCUCUCUCUCCCGAGGCCUGCUACGAGUGUAAGAUCAACGGUUAUCCGAAGAAGGGCCGCAAACGCAGGAACGCCAACGAAACCGAGGAGCUUCAGAACGAUCUGGACUGGGUCAGUCUGGCCAGUGUAGACGUGGAUGAUACGCUGCAGCUGCGUCUGAACAUCAGCACACUGAAGAGCAAAGACCACAUCAUCGACUUCGUGCCGGCGCUGUCCACGCUCGCUAACCACGUGCGCUACGCUAUCGACUACAGCAACGACGACGGUCUGUUCCGCAUGAACCAGAAGGACGGCGUCAGCUACCUGCACAUAUCCAAGAAGAGAGCUCUCCAGCCGGGAGCGUAUUAUUUACGAAUCCGCAGCGUGCCGCAGACCGGCAGCCCAGAGCGGCCCGACACAGACUACCUCAGCGGGCAGCGAGGAGACGCUCUGCACAUCAGCGUCCAGAUCGUCCUGCACUGACGGACACUCGGACAGACCGCAGCAGCCGCGCCCAAAGAGCAGCACGCACCGCAUCAUACGCUCGCAUUACACAUCACUGGGGUUGGGUAUCGUUUGAUUCCAAUUCCAAUUCUGCUCACCGAUUCCCAGUUUCGAUUCCAACGUGGUUAAAAAAAUCAAGUCAAACAUUUCGCUGCCUUGCAGUUAUAAGGUUCUGUCUGCAUUCUGAGCAGUUUUGAGAUACUGAGAUUCAAAGAUGUUGCGUUCCACAGACUUCCAUAUUUUCUUUAUAAAGGCUCAACAUGUACACAGCUUACAAAAGAAACAUCACAUAAUGUA